AUUGGUUUGCUCUUUUUCUUCUUUUUCUUUUCGUAAAAGCAACUUACUAUGGCCACUCAAAACCUUAUUGAUAUCACUCAACUUUCUCCCAAGUUCCAAGACUUAUAUGCCAAGGCCAAGGACUUUGUCGAAAAUGAUUGUAUUCCAGCUGAAAAAAUCUUUGAGUUACAAAUGGGUCAAAACGAAAACAGAUGGAAGGUUGUUCCUCCUAUCAUGGAAGAACUCAAGGCCAAAGCUCGAUCUCUCGGUCUUUGGAACCUUUUCUUGGGCAGAGAUUAUGCUGAAGGUGCUGGUUUGACUAAUGUAGAAUAUGGUUUGAUUGCCGAACUUACUGGUCGCUCUCCCAAGAUAGCCCCUGAAGCCAUGAACUGUUCUGCCCCUGAUACAGGCAAUAUGGAGGUCUUUGCCAAGUAUGGUACACCCGCUCAAAAAGAAAAGUGGCUUAAGCCUCUAUUGGAAGGCAAGAUCAGAUCUGCUUUUGCUAUGACUGAACCAAAGGUUGCUUCUUCUGAUGCUACCAACAUUGAAACCAACAUUCGUCGCGUCGGCAAUAAAUAUGUCAUUAACGGUUUGAAAUGGUGGAUUUCUGGUGCAGGUGAUCCUCGUUGUGCUGUCUAUCUUGUCAUGGGCAAGACUGACCCUGAUAACGAAAACAAGCAUCGUCAACAAAGUCUUGUUAUUGUCCCUGCUGAUACUCCCGGUAUCACAGUUGUUCGUCCCAUGAAGGUCUUUGGUUUUGAUGAUGCACCUGAAGGCCAUUGUGAAAUCGUCUUCAAAGAUGUACGUGUCCCUGUAGAGAAUAUCGUUUUAGGUGAAGGCCGUGGUUUUGAAGUCAUUCAAGGAAGAUUGGGUCCUGGUAGAAUUCACCAUUGUAUGCGUUGUAUCGGUAUGGCUGAGCGUAGUCUGGACUUGAUGUUGGCUCGUGUCACUGAUCCUACCCGUCGUACCUUUGGUAAGAACUUGAGCGAACACGGUACUGUUGUUAGUGACAUUGCUUCUUCUCGUAUUGAAAUUGACCAAACUCGUUACCUUGUCUUGAGUGCUGCUCAAAAGAUUGAUCAAGCCAAGGCUAAAGGUGCCAUGAAAGAAAUUGGUAUGGCCAAGAUUGCUGCUCCCAACAUGUUACUUCGUGUCUUGGAUCGUUCUAUGCAAGCCCAUGGUGCUGGUGGUAUUUCUCAAGAUUUUCCCCUGGCUCACUUUUAUGCCUCUGCCAGAACAUUACGUUAUGCUGAUGGCCCCGAUGAAGUGCACCGUGCUCAAAUUGGUAAGGUCGAACUUCGUCGUGCCGAAGAAAUCUCUCAGAGGAUCAAGGCUCAAAAAGAAAAGUCUGAUCGUAUGGCUUCUAAACUCUAAAUAAUGCAUUUUAACCAUUUCGUCCAUUUGUACAAUAAAAUUCCCUCGAAAGUCCGAUUCUUUUUUUUUCUUU
Gilbertella persicaria is the source of this 1426-nucleotide messenger RNA. RefSeq names its product acyl-CoA dehydrogenase/oxidase. Gene Ontology annotation, molecular function: oxidoreductase activity, acting on the CH-CH group of donors; flavin adenine dinucleotide binding. The record is from RefSeq and is a predicted model, not a curated record. The transcript is spliced from 5 exons. Lineage: Eukaryota; Fungi; Mucoromycota; Mucoromycetes; Mucorales; Choanephoraceae. Bases 49 to 1353 code for a protein of 434 amino acids.